GUGCAGGGCGAGUGUUUCGCCGGCCCGGAAGGGGAACUGCGUGGUGGCGGUGACUGGGAACUGAGCAUUUCAGAUCUGCUUGGUAAACCUGGUGUACCACCAUGCUGGCCGCAAGGCUUGUGUGUCUCCGGACAGUACCUUCCAGGGUUUUCCAGCCAGCUUUCACCAAGGCCUCCCCUGUUGUGAAGAAUUCCAUCACCAAGAAUCAAUGGCUCUUAACACCCAGCAGGUCGAGAGGUGCCAGUAUUCACCUGCAUUGCCUCCUUUGUUUUGCAGUUGACCAAAUGGGAAGGUGGUUUGUUGCUGGAGGGGCAGCUGUUGGUCUUGGAGCAUUGUGCUACUAUGGCUUGGGAAUGUCUAAUGAGAUUGGAGCUAUUGAAAAGGCUGUAAUUUGGCCUCAGUAUGUGAAGGAUAGAAUUCAUUCUACCUAUAUGUACUUAGCAGGAAGUAUUGGUUUAACAGCUUUGUCGGCCUUGGCGAUAAGCAGAACUCCUGUUCUCAUGAACUUCAUGAUGAGAGGCUCUUGGGUGACAAUUGGUGCAACGUUUGCAGCCAUGAUUGGAGCUGGAAUGCUGGUUCACUCAAUACCAUAUGAACAGAGCCCAGGCCCAAAGCAUCUUGCUUGGUUGCUGCAUUCUGGUGUGAUGGGUGCAGUUGUGGCUCCUCUGACAAUAUUAGGAGGGCCUCUUCUCAUCAGAGCCGCGUGGUAUACAGCUGGCAUUGUGGGAGGCCUCUCCACGGUGGCCAUGUGCGCACCUAGUGAGAAGUUUAUGAACAUGGGAGCACCCCUGGGAGUGGGCCUGGGUCUUGUCUUUGUGUCCUCACUGGGAUCUAUGUUUCUUCCACCUACCACUGUGGCCGGUGCCACUCUGUACUCAGUGGCAAUGUAUGGUGGGUUAGUUCUUUUCAGCAUGUUCCUUCUCUAUGAUACCCAGAAAGUAAUCAAGCGGGCAGAAAUAACACCAAUGUAUGGAGUUCAAAAAUAUGAUCCCAUCAACUCGAUGCUGGGAAUCUACAUGGAUACAUUAAAUAUAUUUAUGCGAGUUGCAACUAUGCUAGCAACCGGAGGCAACAGAAAGAAGUGAAGUUACUCAGCUCCUGGCUUCUCUCCUACAUCAGAUAUCUUGCUUGUUUAAUAGGGCAGAUAUUCAUUAAAUAGUUUGUACAAGCAGCUUUUGUUGAAGCUUAGAAGAUAAGAACAUGUCAACAUGUUUUAAAAUGUUUCAGUAAUGUAAUGCUUCAGGUCUGCUUUUUCUUCUGGAGAAUAAAUUCAGCAGUACUCUUCCAAAUAAGCACACACA
Molecule: messenger RNA, 1301 nt
Organism: Propithecus coquereli (Coquerel's sifaka)
Lineage: Eukaryota; Metazoa; Chordata; Mammalia; Primates; Indriidae
Gene: GHITM
Product: growth hormone inducible transmembrane protein
Exons: 8
Coding region: 102-1085 (327 amino acids)
Cellular component (GO): mitochondrial inner membrane
Source: RefSeq, a predicted model, not a curated record